AUGUACCGCCUCUCUCAGCUGAUGUCAACACCGGUGGCAAGUUCCUCCGGGUCCGAGAGAGGAUCUGCUGGAAAGCUGUCUCCCACGUGCAUUUUCCCAAGCUUUGCCUGUGAUUUCCUGGCUGGUGACAGUUCCUUUGACUGCUGCUCCCUAGAUCCCCUGACAGGCUCCUACCUGCCCUGUCGCCGAAGUCCCAGACUCCUCACCAAUGGCUACUACAUUUGGACAGAGGACAGUUUCCUCUGCGACAGAGAUGGCAACAUCACGCUGAGCCCGUCCCAGACCAGCGUGAUGUACAAGGAGAACUCAGUUAGAGUAUUUAGAAAGAAAAAGAGAGCCCGCCGCUCCUUGUCCUCUCUCCUCCGCCUCGGGGCCCCUAGAUCCUGGCUGCGGGGAAGCAUCUUCGGGGAUGCCGGCUCGUCCCCGGGCGAGGCCAUCUGGCUGGAGGGAGCCGACAGGCUGGACACGCACCCUGGCAGUGAUGGUGGCGGUGACUUUGACUGUGCGCUGACAGAUGACUGGGCGUCGGAGCGGCCGGAUGCACAGUCCGUGGCAGCCUCCUCCUCCAGCCAUGGCACGCCUGAGCCUCCCAGAAAAGACCCCCUCCGUGGGGCCCUGCAUCCCCGGGGGAGGGCAGCUGAGCAUCUCCGAGGGGGCAUUUUGGACCUUUCAAAAACCAGUUUGUUGGGAGAGAUCUCCUUUCAAACCGUUCUGCUUGCUGCGUGCUUGGCCAUGUCCGCAUGUGCCAGAUGGCUCCUGGGAGGACUGCUGGCCGGCCUCUUCACGUGUUCCUUGACCGUCAUGAUUGCUUGUGUUGCCAAGUCCCUGCUAGCAGCUCAGCCUCGCCAGCUACUUCUGAGCCGGCCCCCACGCUCGGUUUGCCAAAAUUUGA
Messenger RNA from Pipistrellus nathusii (Nathusius's pipistrelle), 892 nucleotides. The record is from the annotation of a GenBank genome assembly. Lineage: Eukaryota; Metazoa; Chordata; Mammalia; Chiroptera; Vespertilionidae.